Messenger RNA from Frankliniella occidentalis (western flower thrips), 718 nucleotides. RefSeq lists its product as uncharacterized. The record is from RefSeq and is a predicted model, not a curated record. Lineage: Eukaryota; Metazoa; Arthropoda; Insecta; Thysanoptera; Thripidae. The coding region runs from base 82 to 705 and encodes 207 amino acids. The transcript has 4 exons.
CCCCACCCGGUCGACACCCGUCCCGCUCGCAUAGAUCGCCCGCGUAGAGCGGCAAGGGGCGUCCUCCUCGUGUUCGUCAACAUGCUGCUCCGGACACCGCUCGCGAUCCUCCUCUUGGGGGCCGUCUUGGCCUCCGUUGUCCUCGGCACGUCGCCGCCGUCAUCCCUCGAGCGCUCCACCAGUAACCAGGGUACGCUGGCCGCCGGCAGGGACGCAGUGCUCAGCAGGAAGAGGAGGUACAUCGUGUUCCCGAGAGGCAGCUCCAUCCAGCUGGUGUACUGCAUGUCCUUCCCAGGCUACAUCCCCUUCCAGUCCAUCUUCGUGUUCGGGCUGACGGCGGGCUUGGCGUGGCAGCUGCCCACCGAGCCUCAGCAGGUGUACCUGCAGCGCAGAGACGUCGGCCGGCACCCUGACAGGGAGCACCGCGUCAACCUGUACCGCUCGGUGCAGACCUUCCUCAGCCAACGUGGUUUGCGUGGAGAGGAAUGCGUCCACAGAACGGUGUGCGAGAGUAGCAGUCCAACGCAGAACAAGGGCACAUUCAUGCAGGAGCUACUCGGCGUUCUGUUUAAUCUUCCGGACGGCGGUGGCGAGGACAGGACGACGUGGGAUGCAGCCCGAUACGAUGGAACGCCUUGCGCAGUGCGCUUCCCCAACUGCUCGUCCGUGCUCGAUCUGACCCUGCCCAUUGAAGCGAAGCAAUAAAACUUCCUAAUUA